Messenger RNA from Lineus longissimus, 18562 nucleotides. RefSeq names its product mucin-2-like. Lineage: Eukaryota; Metazoa; Nemertea; Pilidiophora; Heteronemertea; Lineidae. Gene Ontology annotation, molecular function: protein binding. The transcript is spliced from 41 exons. The annotation marks the transcript as partial. The record is from RefSeq and is a predicted model, not a curated record.
UCUGUUACUCCAUCUGGAACACCAUCUGUUACUCCAUCUGGAACACCAUCUGUUAGUGAAACACCAUCAGUAACACCAUCAGGAACCCCAUCUGGCACUCCAUCAGGAACGCCAUCCGUUACGCCAUCAGGAACACCAUCUGUUACUCCAUCUGUAACGCCAACAAAAACAGCUACUCCAACAAGAACAGGGACUGCUACACCAACAAUAACAACAACCACUUCUCACAUCUGUAAGGAUGGAGAACUCACAGAGAUAGCAGUAGAAACACCAAAUGAUCAUUUUACGACUCAAGGUGGUGAUAAAGAUGGGGCUAAAGCAAAACCAGACAGCGACACACCUUGGACAGGUGACGUUGUCAGUGAAUUUGCCGAGAAGCUACCAUACAUCGAAGUAGAUGUCACGAAGGGCGGCAAACCGAUAAAAGAAUUGGUCGGUGUUGAAGUUGAUGGCAAUGUUAAGGGCUACCUUGUGGAGUUAAAGACAGUUACUAGUGGCGAAUUGUUUAUGCCUCUCCCUGCACCAAAUCCAAAGAAUGAGAACUUUCAAGGUGGUACGAUGGAAGUCUUUAAAGAGUCGAAUAGACCGAAGAACGUUUCUGCAGUCCGUUACGUCUUUGUUAAUCCAAAGAAACCUGGUGAUAAGAAAUAUAGCGUAAGGGUCAGGAUAUUCACUUGCGAACACCCAGCAACCAGUACUCCAUCCGGAACACCAUCAGUAACACCAUCAGCAACCCCAUCUGAAACACCAACAGUAACAAAGACUGUAACGCCAUCUGGAACACCUUCAGUGACGCCAUCAGGGACACCAUCGGUUACUGCAACACCAUCUGUGACUCCAUCUGCAACGCCAUCAGUAACACCAUCAGCAACGCCAUCUGAAACACCAUCAGUAUCAUCGACUGGAACACCAUCUGUUACGCCAUCGGGAACACCUUCAGCGACGCCAUCAGGGACACCAUCGGUUACUGCAACGCCAUCUGCAACGCCAUCAAUAACACCAUCGGCCACCCCAUCUGAAACACCAUCGGUAACACAAUCCGUAACAGCAUCUAUUACUGCAACUCCAUCUGUGACGCCAUCUGGAACACCAUCAGGAACGCCGUCAGUAACACCAUCGGCAACGCCAUCUGAAACUCCAUCGGUAUCAUUGACUGGAACACCAUCUGUUACACCAUCUGGAACACCUUCAGUGACGACAUCAGGGACACCAUCGGUUACUGCAACACCAUCUGCAACGCCAUCAAUAACACCAUCAGCCACCCCAUCUGAAACACCAUCCGUAACAGCAUCUAUUACUGGAACACCAUCUGUUACGCCAUCUGGAACACCUUCAGCGACGCAAUCAGGGACACCAUCAGUUACUGCAACACCAUCUGCAACGCCAUCAAUAACACCAUCGGCCACCCCAUCUGAAACACCAUCGGUAACACCAUCCGUAACAGCAUCUAUUACUGGAACACCAUCUGUUACGCCAUCUGGAACACCUUCAGCGACGCCAUCAGGGACACCAUCGGUUACUGCAACACCAUCUCUGACGCCAUCUGCAACGCCAUCAGUAACACCAUCAGCAACGCCAUCUGAAACACCAUCGGUAUCAUCGACUGGAACACCAUCCGUUACACCAUCUGGAACACCUUCAGCGACGCCAUCAGGGACACCAUCGCUUACUGCAACACCGUCUUUAACGCCAUCAGUAACACCAUCGGCCACCCCAUCUGAAACACCAUCGGUAUCAUCGACCGGAACUCCAUCUGUUACGCCAUCUGGAACACCUUCAGCGACGCCAUCAGGGACACCAUCGCUUACUGCAACACCAUCUGCAACGCCAUCAGUAACACCAUCGGUUACUGCAACACCAUCUGCAACUCCAUCAGUAACACCAUCGGCAACGCCAUCUGAAACACCAUCAGUAACACCAUCAGCAACGCCAUCUGAAACACCAUCAGUAUCAUCGACUGGAACACCAUCUGUUACGCCAUCUGGAACACCUACAGCGACGCCAUCAGGGACACCAUCGGUUACUGCAACACCAUCUGUGACGCCAUCUGCAACGCCAUCAGUAACACCAUCGGCCACCCCAUCUGAAACACCAUCGGUAACACCAUCCGUAACAGCAUCUAUUACUGCAACUCCAUCUGUGACGCCAUCUGGAACACCAUCAGGAACGCCGUCAGUAACACCAUCAGCAACGCCAUCUGAAACACCAUCAGUAUCAUCGACUGGAACACCAUCUGUUACGCCAUCUGGAACACCUUCAGCGACGCCAUCAGGGACACCAUCGGUUACUGCAACACCAUCUGUGACACCAUCUGCAACACCAUCAGUAACACCAUCGGCGACGCCAUCUGAAACACCAUCAGUAUCAUCGACUGGAACACCAUCUGUUACGCCAUCUGGAACACCUUCAGCGACGCCAUCAGGGACACCAUCGGUUACUGCAACACCAUCUGUGACACCAUCUGCAACACCAUCAGUAACACCAUCGGCGACGCCAUCUGAAACACCAUCAGUAUCAUCGACUGGAACACCAUCUGUUACGCCAUCUGGAACACCUUCAGCGACGCCAUCAGGGACACCAUCGGUUACUGCAACACCAUCUGCAACGCCAUCAAUAACACCAUCGGCCACCCCAUCUAAAACACCAUCGGUAACACCAUCCGUAACAGCAUCUAUUACUGAAACUCCUUCUGUGACGCCAUCUGGAACACCAUCAGGAACGCCAUCAGUAACAGCAUCGGCAACGCCGUCUGAAACACCAUCGGUAUCAUCAACUGGAACACCAUCGAAAACACCAACACAUACCCCAUCCGAAACGCCAUCGGUCACACCAACAGUAACACAGACUGUAACACCAUCUGUUACGCCAUCAGGGACACCAUCGGUUACUGCAACACCAUCAGUGACGCCAUCUGCAACGCCAUCAGUAACACCAUCAGUAACGCCAUCUGAAACACCAUCGGUGUCCUCGACUGGAACACCAUCUGUUACGCCAACAGGGACACCAUCGGUUACUGCAACACCAUCAGUGACGCCAUCUGCAACGCCAUCAGUAACACCAUCAGCAACGCCAUCUGAAACACCAUCGGUGUCCUCGACUGGAACACCAUCCGUUACGCCAUCUGGAACACCUUCAGUGACACCAUCAGGGACACCAUCGGUUACUGCAACACCAUCUGUGACACCAUCUGCAACGCCAUCAAUAACAUCAUCGGCAACGCCAUCUGAAACACCAUCAGUAUCAUCGACUGGAACACCAUCUGUUACGCCAUCUGGAACACCUUCAGCGACGCCAUCAGGGACACCAUCGGUUACUGCAACACAAUCUGCAACGCCAUCAAUAACACCAUCGGCCACCCCAUCUGAAACACCAUCGGUAACACCGUCCGUAACAGCAUCUAUUACUGCAACUCCUUCUGUGACGCCAUCUGGAACACCGUCAGGAACGCCAUCGGUAACACCAUCGGCAACGCCGUCUGAAACACCAUCGGUAUCAUCAACUGGAACACCAUCGAAAACACCAACACAAACCCCAUCCGAAACGCCAUCGGUCACACCGACAGUAACACCAACAAGAACAACUCCCAUCUCGACGACAACAGAAAACGUUUGCGGGCCGAACCAUGUGCUGAGAAACUUGUUGGAAAGAAUCGACGUUGUGGUUUUACCGCCCAGUGUGAGGAAGGACGACCUUUUGAAUGGAAAAUCUUCUUCUGUAGACAAACAGAAGAAAAUCAGUUUCAAUAUCUUACCUGAUCAGACAAAUGCAUUCGCCUUCGAACUGCAAGGCCUAAACGUUCAGCUAAACAAAUACAAACUAACCAAGUUCGAAAUCGACGUUAAAGGAACCCCAUCAUCGAAAACAAUUGACAUGCUUCCAGAACUUAAGACACCCAUUAGUGAUGUCGAUAUUAGUUCAUUUAUCUUUGAGCCAAAGCAAGUCAACGUUAUCCGAAUUUCUGUGAGCAUUGAGAAGACGCCUGAUGCCAUUGGUGAAGGGUUCAUCCUCUUCAGCCCGACUUAUUGCUACCACGAGCCUCCAAAAGAAGUUACUGGUGCCCCGACAAUCCCACCGACUGAACCAACAAUCGGCACAGUUAGCACAUCUACUGUUACAACAACGACUGAGACAACAACACCAUCCGGAACUCCAUCAAGAACACCAUCUGUUACCCCAUCUGAAACACCAUCUACUACUCCAUCAGUAACACCGUCUGUUACUCCAUCUGAAACACCAUCUAUUACUCCAUCAGGAACCCCAUCAGUUACUCCAUCUGGAACACCAUCAGUUACUCCAACAGCAACACCAUCGGUUACUCCUUCUGUAACACCAUCGACAGCAUCUCCUACUCCAUCAGAGACUGUUACUCCAACUCCAUCAGGAACACCUUCAAUAACGCCAUCUAUUACUGAAACACCAUCUGUUACUCCAUCCGGAACACCAACAGGCACACCAUCCGUUACACCAUCAGGGACUCCAUCGGUUACAUCAACUGGUACUCCCACUCAAACACCAUCAGGAACACCAUCCGUAACACCAUCUGUGACUCCAUCACAAACACCAUCAGCAACUCCAUCAGAAACACCGUCUGUAACAACAGGAACACCAUCAGGAACUCCAUCAGAAACACCAUCUGUAACACCAUCGACAGCUUCUCUUACUCCAUCAGAGACUGUUACUCCAACGCCAUCAGGAACACCAUCAGGAACUCCAUCAGGAACACCUUCAAUAACGCCAUCUGUUACUGAAACACCAUCUGUUACUCCAUCCGGAACACCAACAGGCACACCAUCCGGUACACCAUCAGAGACUGCAUCGAUUACACCAACUGGUACUCCCACUCAAACACCAUCAGGAACACCAUCCGUGACACCGUCUGAAACACCGUCUGUGACUCCAUCCGGAACACCCACAGGCACACCAUCCGGUACACCAUCUGAGACUCCAUCGGUUACACCAACUGCUACUCCCACUCAAACACCAUCAGGAACACCAUCCGUAACACCCUCUGUGACUCCAUCACAAACACCAUCAGUUACUCCAUCAGAAACACCGUCUGUAAAAACAGGAACGCCAUCGGGAACUCCAUCAGAAACACCAUCUGUAACACCAUCGACAGCUUCUCUUACUCCAUCAGAGACUGUUACUCCAACGCCAUCAGGAACACCAUCAGGAACUCCAUCAGAAACACCGUCUGUAACAACAGGAACGCCAUCGGGAACUCCAUCAGGAACACCAUCUGUAUCACCAUCGACAGCUUCUCUUACUCCAUCAGAGACUGUUACUCCAACGCCAUCAGGAACACCUUCAAUAACGCCAUCUGUUACUGAAACACCGUCUGUUACUCCAUCCGGAACACCAACAGGCACACCAUCCGGUACACCAUCAGAGACUCCAUCGUUUACACCAACUGGUACUCCCACUCAAACACCAUCAGGAACGCCGUCCGAAACACCGUCUGAAACACCGUCAGUUACUCCAUCCGGAACACCCACAGGCACACCAUCCGGUACACCAUCUGAGACUCCAUCGGUUACACCAACUGCUACUCCCACUCAAACACCAUCAGGAACACCAUCCGUAACACCAUCUGUGACUCCAUCACAAACACCAUCAGUUACUCCAUCAGAAACACCGUCUGUAACAACAGGAACGCCAUCAGGAACUCCAUCAGAAACACCAUCUGUAACACUAUCGACAGCUUCUCUAACUCCAUCAGAGACUGUUACUCCAACGCCAUCAGGAACACCAUCAGGAACUCCAUCAGGAACACCUUCAAUAACGCAAUCUGUCACUGAAACACCAUCCGUUACUCCAUCCGGAACACCAUCAGGCACACCAUCCGGUACACCAUCAGAGACUCCAUCGGUUACACCAACUGCUACUCCCACUCAAACACCAACAGGAACACCAUCCGUAACACCAUCUGUCACUCCAUCAGAAACACCAUCAGUUACUCCAUCAGCAACACCGUCUGUAACAACAGGAACACCAUCUGGAACUCCAUCAGAAACACCAUCUGUAACACCAUCGACAGCUUCUCUUACUCCAUCAGAGACUGUUACUCCAACGCCAUCAGGAACACCAUCAGGAACUCCAUCAGGAACACCUUCAAUAACGCAAUCCGUUACUGAAACACCAUCCGUUACUCCAUCCGGAACACCAACAGGCACACCAUCCGGUACACCAUCAGAGACUCCAUCGGUUACACCAACUGGUACUCCCACUCAAACACCAUCAGGAACACCAUCCGUAACACCAUCAGGAACACCAUCCGUAACACCAUCCGUAACACCAUCCGUAACACCAUCCGUAACACCAUCCGUAACACCAUCCGUAACACCAUCCGUAACACCAUCCGUAACACCAUCCGUAACACCAUCCGUAACACCAUCCGUAACACCAUCUGUGACUCCAUCACAAACACCAUCAGUUACACCAUCAGAAACACCGUCUGUAACAACAGGAACGCCAUCAGGAACUCCAUCAGGAACACCAUCUGUAACUAUAUCGACAGCUUCUCUUACUCCAUCAGAGACUGUUACUCCAACGCCAUCAGGAACACCAUCAGGAACUCCAUCAGGAACUCCAUCAGGAACUCCAUCAGGAACACCUUCUAUAACGCCAUCUGUUACUAAAACACCAUCCGUUACUCCAUCCCGAACACCAACAGGCACACCAUCCAGUACACCAUCAGAGACUCCAUCGGUUACACCAACUGGUACUCCCACUGAAACACCUUCAGGAACACCAUCCGUAACACCCUCUGUGACUCCAUCACAAACACAAUCAGUCACUCCAUCAGAAACACCGUCUGUAACACCAUCGACAGCUUCUCUUACUCCAUCAGAAACUGUUACUCAAACGCCAUCAGGAACACCAUCAAGAACUCCAUCAGGAACACCUUCAAUAACGCAAUCUGUCACUGAAACACCAUCCGUUACUCCAUCCGGAACACCAACAGGCACACCAUCCGGUACACCAUCAGAGACUCCAUCGGUUACACCAACUGCUACUCCCACUCAAACACCAACAGGAACACCAUCCGUAACACCAUCUGUGACUCCAUCACAAACACCAUCAGUUACACCAUCAGAAACACCGUCUGUAACAACAGGAACGCCAUCAGGAACUCCAUCAGAAACACCAUCUGUAACACCAUCGACAGCUUCUCUUACUCCAUCAGAGACUGUUACUCCAACGCCAUCAGGAACACCAUCAGGAACUCCAUCAGGAACGCCUUCAAUAACGCAAUCCGUUACUGAAACACCAUCCGUUACUCCAUCCGGAACACCAACAGGCACACCAUCCGGUACACCAUCAGAGACUCCAUCGGUUACACCAACUGGUACUCCCACUAAAACACCAUCAGGAACACCAUCCGUAACACCAUCUGUAACACCAUCCGUAACACCAUCUGUGACUCCAUCACAAACACCAUCAGUUACUCCAUCAGAAACACCAUCUGUAACAACAGGAACGCCAUCAGGAACUCCAUCAGGAACACCAUCUGUAACACCAUCGACAGCUUCUCUUACUCCAUCAGAGACUGUUACUCCAACGCCAUCAGGAACACCAUCAGGAACUCCAUCAGGAACACCUUCAAUUACGCCAUCUGUUACUGAAACACCGUCUGUUACUCCAUCCGAAACACCAACAGGCACACCAUCCGGUACACCAUCAGAGACUCCAUCGGUUACACCAACUGCUACUCUCACUCAAACACCAUCAGGAACGCCAUCCGAAACACCGUCUGAAACACCGUCUGUUACUCCAUCCGGAACACCAACAGGCACACCAUCAGGUACACCAUCAGAGACUCCAUCGGUUACACCAACUGGUACUCCCACUCAAACACCAUCAGGAACACCAUCCGUAACACCCUCUGUGACUCCAUCACAAACACAAUCAGUCACUCCAUCAGAAACACCGUCUGUAACAACAGGAACGCCAUCUGGAACUCCAUCAGAAACACCAUCUGUAACACCAUCGACAGCUUCUCUUACUCCAUCAGAGACUGUUACUCCAACGCCAUCAGGAACACCAUCAGGAACUCCAUCAGGAACACCUUCAAUUACGCCAUCUGUUACUGAAACACCGUCUGUUACUCCAUCCGAAACACCAACAGGCACACCAUCCGGUACACCAUCAGAGACUCCAUCGGUUACACCAACUGCUACUCUCACUCAAACACCAUCAGGAACGCCAUCCGAAACACCGUCUGAAACACCGUCUGCUACUCCAUCCGGAACACCAACAGGCACACCAUCAGGUACACCAUCAGAGACUCCAUCGGUUACACCAACUGGUACUCCCACUCAAACACCAUCAGGAACACCAUCGGGAACUCCAUCUGUGACUCCAUCAAAAACACCAUCAGUCACUCCAUCAGAAACACCGUCUGUAACAACAGGAACGCCAUCUGGAACUCCAUCAGAAACACCAUCUGUAACACCAUCAACAACUUCUCUUACUCCAUCAGAGACUGUUACUCCAACUCAAUCAGGAACACCUUCAAUAACGCCAUCUGUUACUGAAACACCGUCUGUUACUCCAUCAGAAACACCAACAGGCACACCAUCCGGUACACCAUCAGAGACUCCAUCGGUUACACCAACUGGUACUCCCACUCAAACACCAUCAGGAACACCAUCCGUAACUCCAUCUGUGACUCCAUCAAAAACACCAUCAGUCACUCCAUCAGAAACACCGUCUGUAACAACAGGAACGCCAUCAGGAACUCCAUCAGAAACACCAUCUGUAACACCAUCGACAGCUUCUCUUACUCCAUCUGAGACUGUUACUCCAACGCCAUCAGGAACACCAUCAGGAACUCCAUCAGGAACACCAUCAGGAACACCAUCAGGAACACCAUCAGGAACACCAUCAGGAACUCCAUCAAUAACGCCAUCUUUUACUGAAACACAAUCCGUUACUCCAUCCGGAACACCAACAGGCACACCGUCCGGUACACCAUCAGAGACUCCAUCGGUCUCACCAACUGGUACUCCCUCUCAAACACCAUCAGGAACGCCAUCCGUAACACCGUCUGAAACACCGUCUGUUACUCAAUCAGAAACGCCAUCAGUUACGCCAUCAGGAACACCAUCUGUGACUCCAUCAGAAACACCAUCAGUUACUCCAUCAGAAACACCGUCUGUAACACCAUCGACAGCUUCUCUUACUCCAUCAGAGACUGUUACUCCAACGCCAUCAGGAACACCAUCAGGAACUCCAUCAGGAACACCUUCAAUAACGCCAUCUCUUACUGCAACACCGUCUGUAACUCCAUCAGAAACACCGACAGGCACACCAUCCGUUACACCAACUGGUACUCCCUCUCAAACACCAUCAGAAACGCCAUCUGUAACACCGUCUGAAACACCGUCUGUUACUCCAUCAGGAACACCAUCCGUGACUCCAUCAGAAACACCAUCAGUUACUCCAUCAGAAACACCGUCUAAAACACCAGGAACGCCAUCUGGAACUCCAUCAGAAACACCAUCUGUAACACCAUCGACAGCUUCUCUUACUCCAUCAGUGACUGUUACUCCAACUCCAUCAGGAACACCUUCAAUAACGCCAUCUCUUACUGCAACACCGUCAGUUACUCAAACAGAAACACCAACAGGCACACCAUCGGUUACACCAACUGGUACCCCCUCUCAAACACCAUCAGGAACGCCAUCCGUAACACCGUCUGAAACACCGUCUGUUACACCAUCAGGAACACCAUCUGUUACUCCAUCAGAAACACCAUCUGUUACUCCAUCAGAAACACCAUCUGUCACCCCAUCGACAGCCUCUCCUACUCCAUCAGAGACUGUUACUCUAACUCCAUCAGGAACUCCAUCAGGAACACCUUCAAUAACGUCAUCUGUUACUCCAUCUGUAACACCAUCGACAGCUUCACUUACUCCAUCUGUUACUCCAUCAGAGACACCUUCUGUUACUCCAACGGGAACACCACCAUCAACACCAACAGUAACACCAUCGGUUACACCAUCAGUAACAUCAUCAGGAACACCGACAGAAACUGCAACCCCAACAGGAACGGCUACCUCAACAGGAACUGCUACUCAAACAGUAACGACACAAUCAACAACAACACCAUCAGGCACGCCGACUGCUACUGGAACACCAUCUGAAACACCGUCAGGUACUCAAUCAGUAACACCAACGAUCACCCAAUCUGUAACACCAUCCGUAACUCCAUCAGAAACUCCAUCGGUAACACCAUCUGCGACUCCAUCAACAACACCAUCAACAGCUUCUCCAACUCCAUCCGAAACACCAUCACGAACGCCAUCAGUAACACCUACCGCCACGCCAACUCCAACUGCAACACCAUCAGUUACAACACCAACUGUCACGCUGUCGACAACUACUGAAUGCAAGGCAUGUGUCGUCAAACUGAACUGUAAUGAAUCUGAAGAGGCUAUUGGUCAAGCAGCAUUGCUGCGACGAUUCUAUGGAAACAAUUUUGGGCAGAACGCUUUUAGAUACAACAGUGAGUGUGAAAAGUAUGCAGAAGAGGGCUGCUGUCAAGGAGCUGUACGGUCUAAGGUCGACCCCAAGCUCUGCAUAAUCCGACCAGAAGAUUGCCAAACUACAACAUCAACACCAACAUCAACACCUACCACAACUGCAACUCCCACGCCAACAACUCCAUGUGUACCAAGGGAGACAAAAUGUGUUCUACAAGGAGAAUGUGGGUAUGCUCAAUGGGGAUUUACUGAGCUCUUGCAGAAAUUUAACGGUACAAUGGAUGUUAUGAAUGCUUGCAACGACAUGAACAAGUGCUGCCCAGAAGGAAGCAUCAAGGUACCAUACGAUUUGAAUGGUCUAGCGUCGAAUUUCUUCGUUUGUGUGUGGCCCCCAAAACAAACAUGUGAAACUGUCAACUCGACUACCGCUCCCACGACCACUACGAAAUGCCCUGUUGUUCCCGCGAACUGCUCCUUUGAGGUACCUUGCUACCAAGAGAGGAAUGAUAAAUACAGGCCAGAAGGGUCGCCAGAGCCAGAAUACUGCGAGGCUUUCACAACAAGUUGUCCUUGUCCAAAGGGCUAUUCGAGUGACGGAAUUAAUGGCAAGAAGCCGUAUUGUACCAAGUCAAAGGGAGAUACUUGUGUUCCAUGUAACUGUAGAGGUGUAGAGCUCAAGAGUGGUCAAACCUGUUGUUUCUCUGACCAUUACAAUUGCAAAUGUAGUUACAAUGCCGCAACUGGUUUUAGCUGGACCGAGUGUAAAGAAUCACCAUCCUGCGUGACCACGACACCGACGCCGACAGUAUCCACGACGCCUGUUACACCCUCGAUUUCAACUGGCUCAAUAUCAACACCGUCAAUCUCAACUCCAACAGUCACUACGGUUACUGUUACCCUGCCAUCGACACCCUUCACAACACCGACCACAACGCCAAAGAACUGCACAUGUGAUCAAGAUAUCUACAGCCAGAACGAAGACGUAUCACUCCUGUAUGAUGGAGAAUCUACCUCCGGUAACUGGAAGGACGGUCUAUUCACACUUGGACAAAGCAUGCCAACCGGAUGGUAUCCGGCUGCAAGUGAUGCUGAAAAGGAGAUGACCUUGAAUUUCAAAGCAGAGGUCAAAAUUCAGUCCUUCAGCGUCAGACCAGUCAACAUUGAUGCGCUGGAGGUCCUCUGUAAACCAAAAGGAGUUGGAGCACCAUGGGAAUCACUGCAGUACAACUCGAAAAAGUACUUUGACCUCAAAGAUGACGCAGGAAAGCUUUUCACGUAUACGCUCGAUCAAGUUAAGAGGUGCCUGAAGAUCAAGUUUAAAGUCACUAAGACAUCAGCACCAAUCAAGGGACAAGUCACAUCGGAUCCAAACAUCGCCUUUGCCAUACUUGGAUGCAGCUUUGACCCCAAAUGUGACGAAUGUCCUCCUGGUACAGUGUUUGAGGAGUGUAAUUGCAAAGUUGGUGAACCCGACUGCGGCUGCGCAACAACAUGCGAGGACUUGGCCAACGCAGGCAAAAACGUACAGUGCCAACUGAAAGAUAACGGAAAGUGCAAUAGGGGAUGCUACUGCAAGUGGCCUCAUGUCAUCCACAAUGGCAAGUGCAUAAAGAAGAGCGAAUGCCCAUGUUGGUAUGAUGGCAAAGUUUACAAGAUCAAUGAGACAAUAUCUACAAAUGAGAAGAAGUGUGAGAAAAUGAUAUGCCAGGGACCCUCAGGCAUCACAACCAAAUACAAACCAUGUAACUGCACUGAUCCAGACAAGGAGCCCCACGAAUGUGCCUGCAAGAAGACAUGUGCCAUGCCAAAUAAGGAAUGCAAACAAUGCGAAAAAGCAGGCUGUGUCUGCAAGGACGGCAUGGUCGAGAAUAAGAAUGGCAAAUGCAUUCCUGUGGAUGAGUGCAUCAGGUGUAAACCAAUAGGCACAUCAGUGAAAAACUGCCGAAACUGUACUUGCAAAGCGGAUGGAACUGAAACAUGUACCGAGCCUGUCUGUAACACGACUGAUGCAGACUGCAGGGAAGAAAACCCUAACGCUUUCGUCAAGAAAACGGACGAUGGAUGCUGCUUUUGCAGCGAUUGCCCAUGUGAAUUCACAUUCGAAGGUGACAAGGAACCAACUUGCUUGAAGAACGGUCAAGUCGAACAACGAAAGUGCCAGCUAGUUACAUGCGAAAGACAAAAGCCUAAUGUCAAGGAAAUCAAGUGCGAAGAACUGAAAUGUGGAAAGGGUGAAUGCAAACGUGAGCCCAACGAGGAUGAGUGCUGUGGCACGUGCGAAAAAUGCCCCAUAACGACACCGACAACAUCAACAACAACACCAGCAACGACUACCCCCACACCAACAGCAACCGAACCGACACCAAUACCAACUAGGCCAAGCGUUGAAGGUUGUGCGCCUGAGGAUGCUUUUGACGCCAUUGAGAAGUACGGUAAGGAGGUCAAGGUCACGGUCAGGCCUGGUGACGUGAAGAUACCAACCAGUGACGUCACAAGCAAAGGAAAAGGUUGGACGCCACCAAGCGGAUCAGUCGAGCCGAAGAUUUACUUUACGUUCCCUAGUAAAAUGAAUUACAGUCAUAUCACCUUCAAGACUACCAAAGAUUUCAGCUUCAAGAUUCUGCUGUCUGACGAGACACUGGAAGACGAAGAAUACUACAAGGAAGAGACCAGUACGGGAGCCAUGGAAGUGAAGGUCUACAAGACAAAGCAAAACACAAUAAACGGAGUGGUCAACAUCACAGCCCCAGUGCCACAGGCCUACAGGACCAUUGGUAUCAAAUUUGAAGGCACAGUCAGUGAGGUCAUAACCAUUACUGACUUUACCAUAUUUGGCUGUUCAAAAGUGGCCACCCCCACACCAUCCGUUACGCCAUCUGCGACUCCAUCAGCAACUCCAUCAGUAACGUCAUCAGUAACUCAAUCAGGAACACCAACAGGAACGCUUACUCCAACUCCGACGGUACAAACGACUACACCACAUGUAUGUUCAGAUGGUUCCCAGCUCAAGGACAUCAUGAAAGAUCCCAACAGAGUCCCAGAUAGCCAAAUUACUGGUAAAGGCACCAAUCUCGACGGUACAACCCCGAAAGACUCUCGGCCCACUGGCAAAGGAUGGAGCACUGAUACAGUUCCUCGGGAUGACAAGAACAAACCCUCCAUAACAAUAGAUGUAACAAGCACCAAAUACCCCUCCACUACAAUCAGAACAAUCAAGGUAGAAGGCAAUGCCAAGAUUGUCAAUAUUGAGUACAAGCCACCAGGCUCCAGCGAGUUUAAGGUUCUUCAGCCAGGGAAACAGUUUGAGCUACCGACCUCCAAAGAAAUUGUUCUACAAGUUCCAGUCGUGGCUACAGAGGUGCGAGUUGUGCUUGUUGCACCAAACGACGGUGACGAAAUGUUCAAAAAUAUCAAAGUGGCAGUCCAUGUUUGUGAUGAGAAAGUAUCCACACCAAGUGUUACACCUUCCACACCAACUCCAUCAGGAACUGCUACACCAACAGGAACACCGACUUCAACAGGAACACCAUUCUCGUCAACCAUUUCACCUCCGACAGAAGUUACAAUAACUCCACCAUCGACGACUCCAUCAUUAACACCAUCUGUGACUCCAUCGGUAACACCAUCGGUUACUCCAUCAGAAACACCAUCGGUUACUCCAUCGGUAACAGCAUCAGAAACACCAUCUGUUACUCUUACCCCUACAGGAACUGCCACUCCAACAGCUACAGCUACUCAAACAGGAACACCAUCAGUAACUCCAACACCGACAGUUCAAACCACCACACCACAUGUGUGUUCAGAUGGUUCCCAGCUCAAGGACAUCAUGAAAGAUCCCAACAGAGUCCCAGAUAGCCAAAUUACUGGUAAAGGCACCAAUCUCUUCGGUACAACCCCGAAAGACUCUCGGCCCACUGGCAAAGGAUGGAGCACUGAUACAGUUCCUCGGGAUGACAAGAACAAACCCUCCAUAACAAUAGAUGUAACAAGCACCAAAUACCCCUCCACUACAAUCAGAACAAUCAAGGUAGAAGGCAAUGCCAAGAUUGUCAAUAUUGAGUACAAGCCACCAGGCUCCAGCGAGUUUAAGGUUCUUCAGCCAGGGAAACAGUUUGAGCUACCGACCUCCAAAGAAAUUGUUCUACAAGUUCCAGUCGUGGCUACAGAGGUGCGAGUUGUGCUUGUUGCACCAAACGACGGUGACGAAACGUUCAAAAAUAUCAAAGUGGCAGUCCAUGUUUGUGAUGAGAAAAUAUCCACACCAAGUGUUACACCUUCCACACCAACUCCAUCAGGAACUGCUACACCAACAGGAACACCGACUUCAACAGGAACACCAUUCUCGUCAACCAUUUCACCUCCGACAGAAGUUACAAUAACUCAAUCAUCAACGACUCCAUCAUCAACACCAUCUGUGACUCCAUCGGUAACACCAUCUGUUACACCAUCAGAAACACCAUCGGUUACUCCAUCAGAAACACCAUCGGUUACUCCAUCGGUAACAGCAUCAGAAACACCAUCAGUGACUUCAUCUGGAACACCAUCUGUUACUCCAACCCCUACAGGAACUGCCACUCCAACAGGUACAGCGACUCAAACAGGAACACCAUCAGUAACUCCAACACCGACAGUCCAAACCACCACACCACAUGUGUGUUCAGAUGGUUCCCAGCUCAAGGACAUCAUGAAAGAUCCCAGCAGAGUCCCAGAUAGCCAAAUUACUGGUAAAGGCACCAAUCUCGACGGUACAACCCCGAAAGACUCUCGGCCCACUGGCAAAGGAUGGAGCACUGAUACAGUUCCUCGGGAUGACAAGAACAAACCCUCCAUAACAAUAGAUGUAACAAGCACCAAAUACCCCUCCACUACAAUCAGAACAGUCAAGGUAGAAGGCAAUGCCAAGAUUGUGAAUAUUGAGUACAAGCCACCAGGCUCCAGCGAGUUUAAGGUUCUUCAGCCAGGGAAACAGUUUGAGCUACCAACCUCCAAAGAAAUUGUUCUACAAGUUCCAGUCGUGGCUACAGAGGUGCGAGUUGUGCUCGUUGCACCAAAAGACGGUGCUGAAACGUUCAAAAAUAUCAAAGUGGCAGUCCAUGUUUGUGAUGAGAAAGUAUCCACACCAAGUGUUACACCUUUCACACCAACUCCAUCAGGAACUGCUACACCAACAGGAACACCGACUUCAACAGGAACACCAUUCUCUUCAACAAUUUCACCUCCGACAGAAGUUACAAUAACUCCACCAUCAACGACUCCAUCAUUAACACCAUCUGUGACUCCAUCGGUAACACCAUCUGUUACUCCAUCAGAAACACCAUCGGUUACUCCAUCGGUAACACCAUCGGUUACUCCAUCAGAAACACCAUCGGUUACUCCAUCGGUAACAGCAUCAGAAACACCAUCAGUGACUCCAUCUGGAACACCAUCUGUUACUCCAACCCCUACAGGAACUGCCACUCCAACAGGUACAGCGACUCAAACAGGAACACCAUCAGUAACUCCAACACCGACAGUCCAAACCACCACACCACAUGUGUGUUCAGAUGGUUCCCAGCUCAAGGACAUCAUGAAAGAUCCCAACAGAGUCCCAGAUAGCCAAAUUACUGGUAAAGGCACCAAUCUCUUCGGUACAACCCCGAAAGACUCUCGGCCCACUGGCAAAGGAUGGAGCACUGAUACAGUUCCUCGGGAUGACAAGAACAAACCCUCCAUAACAAUAGAUGUAACAAGCACCAAAUACCCCUCCACUACAAUCAGAACAAUCAAGGUAGAAGGCAAUGCCAAGAUUGUGAAUAUUGAGUACAAGCCACCAGGUGCCAGCGAGUUUAAGGCUCUUCAGCCAGGGAAACAGUUUGAGCUACCGACCACCAAAGAAAUUGUUCUACAAGUUCCAGUCGUGGCUACAGAGGUGCGAGUUGUGCUUGUUGCACCAAACGACGGUGACGAAACGUUCAAAAAUAUCAAAGUGGCAGUCCAUGUUUGUGAUGAGAAAGUAUCCACACCAAGUGUUACACCUUUCACACCAACUCCAUCAGGAACUGCUACACCAACAGGAACACCGACUUCAACAGGAACACCAUUCUCUUCAACAAUUUCACCUCCGACAGAAGUUACAAUAACUCCACCAUCAACGACUCCAUCAUUAACACCAUCUGUGACUCCAUCGGUAACACCAUCUGUGACUAUAUCGGUAACACCAUCGGUUACUCCAUCAGAAACACCAUCGGUUACUCCAUCUGUAACAGCAUCAGAAACACCAUCAGUGACUCCAUCUGGAACACCAUCUGUUACUCCAACCCCUACAGGAACUGCCACUCCAACAGCUACAGCUACUCAAACAGGAACAUCAUCAGUAACUCCAACACCGACAGUCCAAACCACUACACCACAUGUGUGUUCAGAUGGUUCCCAGCUCAAGGACAUCAUGAAAGAUCCCAACAGAGUCCCAGAUAGCCAAAUUACUGGUAAAGGCACCAAUCUCGACGGUACAACCCCGAAAGACUCUCGGCCCACUGGCAAAGGAUGGAGCACUGAUACAGUUCCUCGGGAUGACAAGAACAAACCCUCCAUAACAAUAGAUGUAACAAGCACCAAAUACCCCUCCACUACAAUCAGAACAAUCAAGGUAGAAGGCAAUGCCAAGAUUGUCAAUAUUGAGUACAAGCCACCAGGCUCCAGCGAGUUUAAGGCUCUUCAGCCAGGGAAACAGUUUGAGCUACCGACCUCCAAAGAAAUUGUUCUACAAGUUCCAGUCGUGGCUACAGAGGUGCGAGUUGUGCUUGUUGCACCAAACGACGGUGACGAAAUGUUCAAAAAUAUCAAAGUGGCAGUCCAUGUUUGUGAUGAGAAAGUAUCCACACCAACUGUUACAACAUCAGUUGCACCUCCGACAGUAGUUACAAUAACUCCACCAUCAACAACUCCAUCGUUAACACCAUCUGUGACUCAAUCAGGAACACCAUCGGUUACUCUAUCAGGAACACCAUCAAUAACUCCAUCUGGAACACCGUCUGUUACUCCAUCAGAAACACCAUCUGUUACUUCAUCAGUCACACCAUCUGUUACUCCAUCAGGAACCCCAUCAGGAACUCCAUCUACACCAUCAGUCACUGGAACUGGAACGCCAUCUACCCAAUCUACGCCAUCAGUGACUCCAACAAGAACACCAUCUACGCCAACAGUGACUCAAACAGAGACACCAACUGUAACACCACCCACGCCAACCACAACUCCAACUCCGUCUACGCCAACACUAACUGGAACAGCAACAGUGGAGACACCUACACCCACUGGAACAGAGACUACCACAUCUUCACCAACCGUAUCAACGUCAACUGUCGGUUACUGUAAGGUCAACGGAACUGAGAGGAAGGUCGGUGAGAAAUGGAAGUUACCUGACUACAAGGGUGGCGAGCUCUGCGGUGAAUGUACUUGUGACGAGGAUUACAGCGUACAGUGUACUAAACCAGAGUGUCCGGAUACAUUCGCGUCAUGCAAGGCUAAAGGGGGUAUCCUAAAGGUUGUGAAAGGACAAUGUUGCCCAGAGUGUGUAUCAACCUGUCAGCCGUCGAAGGUGAAGGUGCCAGUGACUAUUGGCGACUGUCAGUCAACUGAAUCGAUCGAGCUCUCUCAGUGUUCUGGGAGCUGCCCAACAACUGCCGUGUUUGACGCGAAUAGCCCAACCCUCAUGAAGAACAAGUGCGAAUGUUGCCAGCCAUCAGUGACCGAGAAAAAGAGUAUCACACUGAAAUGCGUAGGUGGAUCUACCAAGACUCACACGUACACUGCGAUAACGGCGUGCGGCUGCUCCAAGUGCGAAAACGUGCAGAAGCAAGUCAAACAGAAUGUCAAGCAGCCCAAACUCACAAAGACACUCAGUAAAAUUAAGAGGUCGAUAUUCAAUUAGACAAGGCAAUUUCAGAUUUCUGUAGACGUUCUCAAUCUUUGCCAAUCUCAUUGCAAAGAGAAAAUACAAAAAAAUACGAAGAUAAGAUUUCCAAAAGAAAUGAUUAUCUCCGGUCUCUAUCAUAUGUUCUGGCAAUGACUAAUAAAUUCAAGUAGCAACAUAAAAAACA